AUAUAUGUAUAAAGUAGAAGGGAGGGAUUAAAAUUGCCUAUAAUUUUCUAAUCCAAAAACAUUUUACAAUUCCGACAAAAAUAAAUAGAGUAUGGGAAUCUCACUGUAUUAUAUAUUGAGGUCUACGUUACUCAUGUAUGAUAUAUUAAAUACAGUAGGAUCUACAUGAUGUGUCUAUCUCUUUUCAAUAUAAUACAAUCUUGCUUUGGAAUAAAAUUUAGAAAUAGUAUUUUUGUUUUUAGUUUGAAUGUAUCUAAGAUAGGACUUGGUUGAAAGUCAUAGAAAGUUAGGCGACACAUUAAUUAACUAGAAAAAUGAUUUACUAACAAUAUUUUACACAAUUAUAUUUUAAAUUGGGGAUAUUUUUAUAAGAUAUUUUAUAAAAAUAACAUUAUUUUACAAAAAUAUUCUCAUCUUACCAACAUUAUUGUUAAAUGUGUGGUGAAAAUGUAUUGGGUAUCCUUCCUCAAUUAAGUAUUGAAAGACAAAAAGCACACCCACAAUAAGCCAUUAAGGUUCGCUACCGAAAAAAAAAAAAAGAGGAAUAAGAUCGCUGACCACCCUCAAGGAAUCGAUGGUCCUGCCAUCCCAAGAGGCAAGAGGAGUAGCUACCACUUUGCGGGUUGGCGAGAUUCACCUUGGCCAGAGUAGACCGCCACCAUCCCAGGUUAGUCUAUUCUAGGGUAGUUGGACCGAGGGACCACCCCUUAAAAUCACGUGCCGGUGAACUUCUAGAAAGGGUCAAAGCUCAAUACGGCGCAUCUUUGUAUUCAUGUGCCUAUCAUAAAGUUUUCCUUGCCCGUGUCUCAGAAUCUGAAGAAGCCAAAUAAGACCCGGCAAUGGCAUGUCGACACGACCAGUUCAGUCCAAUCUCCCUCUUUUUAGCCAUUCCAUUCAACAAUCUUUAAUUUUCAAUGGAAGGUUGGGGAGUACGCAUAAGGCCAACAGUUGUUUUGGUCGAUGACUUUGUUGACGCGCUGAAGCAGUUCUCUUUAUGCACUGAGAGUCUUGGUUGUGUACAAACUUCUAUUUUUAAGAGCAUUCAUGGAAAUAUGAUUGUAUGGUAUGGAGCAUGGCUGAAGAAAACUUCUGAAAACAAAGAGUUAUUAUGUUCCAUCCUUAUGUCAAUGUUGACAAAUAUAUCAAACAUGGCUAUCUUAAUUGAGCAUGGCUUCUUUGAUGCAUACGCUGGAGAAUCAAGAGAUGCCAGCUCCUUGGCCAUGAUAUUUCACACGGGUGACAUAAUAUCCAUGAAUGCAGCAGUUGGUUCUGCUGCUGAUGCUGAUCACCUAGAUGACCUCUCUUAUACAACCUUAGCGUUAUUCAAAUCUGCUUUUCUAAAGAUGGAAGGUGUUUCAUCUGGAGUUUGCUUGAAAUCCCAAGUGAGGCCAAGAGUGGCAUGUCUCUUUGUGUGGAAGUCAAUCCAAUUUUGUUACUCAUGGGUGCUAAACUCAGAUCAUAAAAGAUCAAUGCUGCCUUAUUUUAAUCGCUUUUCUCUCGAUUGCAAGUAUGACAUGUUUCGGGUUGUCUAUGUUGGUGGUGACAAUGUACCAAGUUUGCAAUCUUUCCCUGCUUCUCAGAUGUUGGAAAAUGCAGGAGGAAGCAAAGAAGAAGGCCACGUCAUACAAAGUUAGAAAGAAAAAAAUUGCUGUUAGGAUGCAAACCCUUCCUGCAUAUUUUGUUGCAAUGUAGAUAAAUUUUGUUGGCUUCAUAUUGUCCACUCGUGUUGAGAACUAGUGGAGGGCUGACAUGUUACUUUUGCAAUUGUGUUAGAUAUAUAUGGAGAGCUUAAAAUGGGCGAUAUUCAA
Carya illinoinensis is the source of this 1808-nucleotide messenger RNA. RefSeq lists its product as uncharacterized. The coding region runs from base 915 to 1634 and encodes 239 amino acids. Lineage: Eukaryota; Viridiplantae; Streptophyta; Magnoliopsida; Fagales; Juglandaceae. The transcript has 4 exons. The record is from RefSeq and is a predicted model, not a curated record.